AGUGCCGUGGUAAACACUUAGCUCGUUAGCUAGCCGCACGCAGCGAUAGCGCUAAUAAUGCGUGUACGGCAAGUUUAAAACUCAAAGACGCGCCGAACGCUUUCUUUUACUUCCUCUUUGGUCAUUUUCAGUGUCUGUUCAUCGAACUGAAAGAUUUUGUUUGGGACUGUAUACUUGGGGGUAACUUCUCCUGUCUGACCGGUAAACUCCAUGGAUCAGGACUAUGAGCGACGGUUACUGCGGCAGAUCAAUGUCCAGAAUGACAAUGCCAGCCCUGUUAAAGUAACAGAUGCAAUAUGUCAUCUAACUCCCACCAAGUCACCAAUGUCCUCACCUAGCAAGCACGGGGAUCGGUUCAUACCGUCACGCGCAGGAGCCAACUGGAGUAUCAAUUUCCACAGGAUCAAUGAGAAUGAAAAGUCCCCAAGCCAGAAUAAGAAAACCAAGGAUGCAACAUCAGACACGGGCAAAGCGGAUGGUCUGGCGUACUCGGCGCUGCUGAAGAAUGAGCUGCUGGGAGCCGGAAUCGAGAAAGUUCAGGAUCCGCAGACGGAGGACAGGAGGCUGCAGCCGUCCACACCAGAGAGGAGGAGUCUCUUUAAUUAUUCUCUCAGUGCCAAGAGAUUGACGCCUGAUGAGGGUAACAGUGUCUCUCCGUACUCCUUGUCCCCUGUAAGCAGUAAAAGUCAAAAGCUGCUACGCUCGCCAAGGAAACCCACUCGCAAAAUUUCCAAGAUCCCGUUUAAGGUGCUUGAUGCACCAGAGCUGCAAGAUGAUUUCUACCUCAACCUGGUGGACUGGUCCUCCUUAAAUGUCCUCAGUGUUGGACUGGGCACCUGCGUCUACCUGUGGAGUGCAUGCACGAGCCAAGUAACGCGCCUGUGUGACCUGUCCGUUGAGGGAGACUCCGUGACGUCCGUUGGCUGGUCAGAAAGGGGGAGUCUUGUGGCAGUCGGCACACACAAAGGGUUUGUGCAAAUCUGGGAUGCAGCCGCAGGCAAGAAACUAUUUGCACUAGAGGGCCACACAGCCAGAGUCGGUGCGUUGGCAUGGAACGCAGACCAGCUGUCAUCGGGCAGUCGGGACCGCAUGAUCCUGCAGCGGGACAUCCGGACGCCUCCCCUGCAGUCGGAGCGCCGGCUCCAGGGACACAGGCAGGAGGUGUGCGGCCUGAAGUGGAGCACAGACCACCAGCUGCUUGCCUCGGGAGGGAAUGACAACAAGCUGCUGGUGUGGAACCACUCUAGCAUAGCGCCCGUGCAGCAGUACACGGAGCACCUGGCGGCAGUGAAGGCCAUCGCCUGGUCGCCACACCAGCACGGCCUGCUGGCAUCCGGUGGAGGGACAGCCGACCGCUGCAUCCGCUUCUGGAACACGCUGACGGGGCAGCCGCUGCAGUGCAUAGACACAGGCUCGCAGGUCUGCAACCUGGCCUGGUCCAAACACACCAACGAACUGGUCAGCACACACGGCUACUCUCAAAACCAGAUCCUAGUGUGGAAGUACCCUUCACUUACUCAGAUAGCCAAACUGACGGGCCACUCCUACAGGGUCCUGUACCUGGCGAUGUCUCCGGACGGCGAAGCCAUCGUGACAGGAGCCGGAGAUGAGACGCUGCGAUUCUGGAAUGUGUUUAGCAAAACGCGAUCAACAAAGGAAUCUGUGUCCGUUCUAAACCUGUUCACCAGAAUCCGAUAGAGGCGCAGCUGUGCGUGAAGGACUUCACUGCCACGUCAUCACACGUGCGUCUUACACACCCUGCUCAGGGCAAGGCUUCGGUUUUCUCCCGUGGCAGACGAGGCACUGUAAGAGGACACGUUUAAACUUUGGCUUAUCAGACUUCAGCGUUUGCUGCUGCUCCACAGCUGGAUUCGUCAUUUCAGUGUCAUUGUGCUAAGUUUGUGUCUUUUUUUUUUUUAUUAAUGUUCAUGUACAGUUUGUUUUUAAACCCAUGAUCUGUCUAAUAAUGCAAGUAUGUAUAAUACAAGCCUUAAGGCAGGCGGGGGGGGGAGAGGUUGGCUUAAUAUAUGGCUGCAGCACUGGGGAGCUAAUUUGUUAGUAAUGUAAAUUCUUUUACUGGAAUAAGAAAACAGAAAAAGGGUAUAAAGAUUAUGACACCAUGUGGCACAAACAGCCAGUGCCUGCCGUUUUUAAAAACGAGGAAUACAGCAGCCUGAAACAGAAACUCUGCCCUGUUUGUUUUGUCUGGGGGAAAAUUUUUAUUAGUAUAGUUUACAUCACUACUGCUGCUUAAGAAGGGUGGGGGGUGGGGUUAGUCUUUUAGCUGGUGUACCAUGUAAAUAACAAACAUUCACAUAGCUUUAUUAAUUGAAUAUACAGCGUAAUUUCAGUCACAAGCAAAAUA
Molecule: messenger RNA, 2365 nt
Organism: Electrophorus electricus (electric eel)
Lineage: Eukaryota; Metazoa; Chordata; Actinopteri; Gymnotiformes; Gymnotidae
Gene: fzr1a
Product: fizzy/cell division cycle 20 related 1a
Biological process (GO): positive regulation of ubiquitin protein ligase activity; positive regulation of anaphase-promoting complex-dependent catabolic process; anaphase-promoting complex-dependent catabolic process
Cellular component (GO): anaphase-promoting complex
Molecular function (GO): protein binding; anaphase-promoting complex binding; ubiquitin ligase activator activity
Source: RefSeq, a predicted model, not a curated record